AUGAAGCAGCUGAUCCUUGUCAUGUCUUGCGUUUGGUUGGCCAGCGGAUUGCACAGCGUUACUUACACCGUUCCUCCUCCACCCCCUAGAAUUGCCUUGAAAAGGCACAAAUCUUUGCGGAAAACGUUGAGGGAACGUGGGCAGCUAUCUCAGUUCUGGAAGACCCACAAGGUGGAUAUGAUCCAGUACACCCAGGACUGCUCAGCUCUCCAGGAAACCGAUGAGCCACUUCUCACCUAUUUUGAUGUAGAAUAUUUCGGACGGAUCUCCAUUGGGAAUCCUCCUCAGAAUUUCUCCGUGGUCUUUGACACUGGUUCCUCCAAUCUCUGGGUAUCAUCUGUUUACUGUGUCAGCAAAGCUUGUGUUGAACAUUCCAGAUUUCACCCAUCACUCUCCAGCACCUACAGCAACAUUGGGACCGCUUUUUCCAUUCAAUAUGGCACAGGCAGCUUGACGGGAAUAAUUGGAAUGGAUCAAGUGACUGUUGAAGGAAUCACUGUAGCCAAUCAGCAGUUUGCAGAGAGUGUCAGUGAGCCUGGCAACACCUUUCUGGAUGCUGAAUUCGAUGGGAUACUUGGUCUGGCUUACCCAUCCUUGGCAGUGGAUGGAGUCACCCCAGUCUUUGAUAAUAUGAUGGCCCAAAAUUUGGUGGAUUUGCCAAUAUUCUCUGUUUACAUGAGCAGGAACCCAGACUCCUCUGUAGGAGGGGAACUGAUUUUUGGUGGCUAUGAUCAUUCCCAUUUUAGUGGAAACCUCAACUGGAUUCCAGUCACUAAACAGGGAUACUGGCAGAUCCAACUAGAUAAUAUCCAGGUGGAUGGAACAAUUGAAUUUUGUGCUGAAGGAUGCCAAGCUAUAGUGGACACAGGGACUUCUCUCAUCACAGGUCCUUCCGAGGACAUAAUUCAAAUGCAGAAAUUAAUUGGCGCAGUACCUAUGGAUGGAGAGUAUGCCAUGGAAUGCAACAACCUGAAUGUGAUGCCUACUGUUACUUUCACAAUCAAUGGGAUCCCUUAUGCUCUUGCCCCAGAGGCCUACACCCUUAUGGAAAAUAGUGAUGGGAUGACACUGUGCACCAGCGGAUUCCAGGGCUUAGACAUGCAACCCCCAGCUGGGCCACUCUGGAUUUUGGGGGAUGUUUUUAUUGGCCAGUACUACUCUGUCUUUGACCGUGGAAAUAACAGAGUGGGUUUGGCUCCUGUUGUUCCUUAA
Molecule: messenger RNA, 1212 nt
Organism: Rhineura floridana
Lineage: Eukaryota; Metazoa; Chordata; Lepidosauria; Squamata; Rhineuridae
Gene: CTSE
Product: cathepsin E
Biological process (GO): proteolysis
Cellular component (GO): endosome
Molecular function (GO): aspartic-type endopeptidase activity
Source: RefSeq, a predicted model, not a curated record